Lycium barbarum (goji berry) is the source of this 597-nucleotide messenger RNA. RefSeq names its product receptor-like protein Cf-9 homolog. NCBI's taxonomy places the organism in Eukaryota, Viridiplantae, Streptophyta, Magnoliopsida, Solanales, Solanaceae. Gene Ontology annotation, molecular function: protein binding. Bases 1 to 597 code for a protein of 198 amino acids. The record is from RefSeq and is a predicted model, not a curated record. The transcript is spliced from 2 exons.
AUGACAAAAAAUGGCACAAACAAAGGCAGCAUCAGAUAUAUGAAACUACAAUUUACUGGUUCAUUUAGUGACUCAAUAAUGUAUAAGGAUUCUGUAAGGUUGGUGAUCAAAGACCAAAAAAUUGAGCUAGAAAGAAUCCCCACAAUUAUGGCAGCAAUAGAUCUCUCAAGCAACCAUUUUGAAGGUGUGAUUCCAAAACCGCUAAAGGAUCUUGGCUCACUUAGGCUACUCAAUUUAUGCCGUAACAAUCUCAGAGGUGAUAUUCCAUUGGAAUUGGGGCAAUUGAAUAGGCUUGAAGGGCUAGAUCUCUCUUGGAAUUGGCUCAAUGGAAUGAUUCCACAGCAAUGUGGAACGAGUGAUCCAUCACAUGUUCCUCAGCCAUUGGAGUUGGAUGAAGAAGAUGCUUCAUAUUUUGUGAGUGGAUUUACAUGGGAAUCAGUAGUCAUAGGGUAUAGUUGUGGGUUAGUUGUUGGAACUGUCAUGUGGAGCCUCAUGUUUAAAGCUCGUAAGCCAAAAUGGGUUGUGGAAUUUCUUGAAGGCACUUUUCCCAAGAAAAUGAGAAGGGCACAAAAGAGAAGGCAGAGACGGUGGACUUAA